Molecule: messenger RNA, 5220 nt
Organism: Epinephelus fuscoguttatus (brown-marbled grouper)
Lineage: Eukaryota; Metazoa; Chordata; Actinopteri; Perciformes; Serranidae
Product: myelin-oligodendrocyte glycoprotein-like
Exons: 6
Coding region: 110-814 (234 amino acids)
Source: RefSeq, a predicted model, not a curated record
ACAAAGACACGGUCCCACACCACAGUCACUCAGUGAGCACCAGACGGAGAGCACCACAGCCGGAGAGCACCACAGCCCGCAGUCCUCAGUCUUUCUCCCGGGUCUUCUAAUGGUUCACAUCACAGACUUCAUGCUCGGCUUCACUGUUCCUCUCUUGACUUUCUUGGUACUCUUCACUACGGCAGCCCGGACGGACGUUGAUUCUCAGCCUCAGGUGAUUGGAUCCCUUGAGCCAAUCGUUGCUGUUCUGGGCGAUGAUGUCAUCCUGCCGUGCCACCUGGAGCCCAAAUUCAACGUGCAGCGUCUGACGGUAGAAUGGUCGAAGCCCGACCUCAAGCCGGACCCCUUGGAUCCGCUGAGCCGGGUCGAGUACGUGCACCUUUACAGGGACCGACAAGAAGUCCCGGACAUGAAGAUCCAGUCGUACCUCAGGAGGACGGCUCUGUUCACUGACGAGCUGAGAGAGGGAAACAUUUCGCUGAAGAUCAUGAACGUGACGCUCGCAGAUGCGGGCAGAUACAGAUGUUUCAUCCCCAAGUUAAAAAGCAGAGUGAAGGAGUCAGUUAUUUACCUUACUGUUGUCCCAAAAUCUGUUACAACAACAGAGACACCGCUGCAUCCCCAGACUCCAGAUCCAAAUGAGACGGAUGUUAAAGGUGGUCGGAGCAAUCAUGGUUUGUGGAUCUCUAUGGGGGUCGCCUGCGUCUCGCUGAUCCUGGGCAGUGGAGUCGUUGGAUAUUUAUUGAAACACAGGCGUGAAAAACAAAAUCAUACAAAGUAUGACAUGGCCUCAACCAUAGCCCUUCCAGCCUAGGUGCCUUGCUCAAAGACACGUUUGAGGUAUUUGUUAAUGGAGAUCAGAGCGAGGAUUUAAAUCAGCAGCAUAUCUGAUGGGACCAGCAGCAGAGAGAUCUCCUUGAUGGAUACAGAUUAUCAUCGGGACAGAAUGCACAGUCUGAUUUGAAGGUGACCGUCAAUGGCCUUUGACGACUGUAUGAUUCGCUGGAGGAAUCCGAUCCCUGUGAAAACAGGCGAAUUCAAAAGCAACACCUGAUGAAAUCUUCCUGAGCAUGUUUGGUCAAAAGAAGUCCAGCCCGCAGAAGAACUGUGCCAAAACCUUGAAAUCUAUUUUGGACUCAUCACGAUCAGCGACAGGAUCGCUGUGACUGAAGACUUUUGUUUUCUGUUAAAAGAAAGAAGCCAGACUUAGGCCAGCAAUACUUUUUUUGGACUAUCUUUUCGUGAAGAUGAUAGCUAUGGCAUUUCACCUGACCUCAAAGACAGCCAUGACGGAUGGAAAGGAUGACGACAAGUUUGUUUCGUCAUCGUCUGCCCUUCCAAAGGAGGAUAAUUGUGAGUGAAAUACUUCAUUCGCAAACAGACUUUUUUAGGCCUGUUGUUGUAGUAACCUCCAUGACAUUGUAGUAACCUCCAUGACAUUUUGCUACGAGCUGGUUGCACCAGUUGUUUGUAACUUAGCCUAGUCACUAAAUAAAAACAGUUUGCACCUUACAAAGUACGUCUAUCACAAAAAUGAUGCGUCACACACACACACCACCGCCCAUCCAGACCACUCUUUUCUGGGCGAUAGUGUGAGCAAGCAAGGUGUGUGUUUAUGUAUCUGCUGGGCUCCAGACCGCAACUAUUUAGUGGCAUUUUGCGACCAUGGAGCACCCGUGCAACUUGCAAAUACUAUUAAUGCAUGAACUGGAGAGCUGUUAGUUUAUUCACUGUGAGCAGGAAGUAAACUAUCAGUGUUAAAGCCACUACAGUAACAGCUUAACCUAAUUUGUUUAACAAUAGUUUGAGCAGUUGAGACGCAUGUUUUUGAAUCUUCCGGGCUCCAGACUGCAAAUAUGUAGUGGCAUUUUGCGACCAUGGAGCACCAGUGCAACUUGCAAAUAUGAAUGUAUAAACUUGAGAACUGUUAGUUUACUUCCUGCUCACAUUGAAUACAUCCUCACGGUUUAACUUAACUCCAACUGCUAACAACAACUGUUGACCAGAACCUUCAAGUUCACAUCAAAAACAUCAACGCUUCCUACCAGAGACGAGGUGCCGCUUUACUUACUUUACUUGAAUUAUUUUUAUAACAGUACUUUAAUGUUAUUAUGUAACACUAGCUACUUUAUUUAAAUCUAUUGUACCAAUAUGUUAUUUAGCACUUCAGCACUUCAUUUUAGUUGUCUACGAUAGUAAAGAUGAAUUUCAAAAUAUCACGAUAUACACUGUGUAUCAUGAUUUAGCCUAAAAAUAUUGUGAUAUCAUUUAUAGCCAAUAUUGCUCCGCCCUGCAACCACUAAUCUCCAGGUGUAACGUUAGCUUGCUAAUAUCUUACCUGAGUUAAGAAUAAGGUUAACACACAGUGUUUCCCACAGGACAGGAAUCUAUUUGUGGUGGUGUGGUCCUGGGGGGGGCAUCCAACGUCAGAGUUAAUUACUAACGAGCAGAACCACACGGCCGGGCUCCACUGGCUGCAAACCUACGUCACGUCAGCGUAGCGUCGCAGCGUAUUCGUUUGGGCUCCACUGACUGCGUACGGAAGCGACACGUAGAGAAGCCAGCGGGGUUGUUUACUGUUUGCCAAGCCGAGAGGCUGCAUGUAGGCUGCAUGAAAUGUUAAAGCAUUUUCCACCUAAGUUAUUACAUAUAUUUGAGUUAUCUACAAGUUUACUGUACUGUUUGUCAUCUACUCGCUUUCAAAUGUCCGCCACGGACAUUUACACAAUGUCACGGAUAAACAUGGGUAAAUGCAUGGAAAAAAAAUCAUCACAUAUCACCUCUGAUAAUGGUUUAUUCAUUUAAAAACACAUUGUGCUCGUUUAGCACACCAUUUCAUAUAGUUUUUAUCUGCUGGAGGGUCGCGUAGGGGAGCGUAGCGCGACAAAAAUACAAGAGCCGCGUAAAAUAGAGAGUUGUCGCGCGACAGACGGGGGUUGUCACGCCGCUCCCGUUGCCGGUGGAGCCGCUGUAAUUGAUUAACGCGGGUGAGCUGCUACGGGACUCGCGCUGCAGUUAACAUUACUAACAGCGUGAGUUAAUGUCUCUGCACAUGUUGAGCUUCCACCUAUGUUAAUACAGACACAGGCUAAUAAAACAGCUAAUAUAACAUGAUGAGUUAGAGUUGUUCGGACCACUUUUGGACUUGUUUGCCCACAUAUUUGUACCGAGAGGUCUUUGGAUCCGCUCUGCUACUACGUCUGCUUCUUCUUCUUCUGGCGGACCAGCUGCGUUAAGUGCGUCUUUAGGAUGCAUACCGCCACCUAUUGCACCGGAAUUGUAACGACAAGCUACAUUCACAGACACUGAGUCCCAUUAUAAUGUGUUUAUGAGCGAGGUCGAACAGGUAGCGCCAAAAGCAGAAAAAUCUAUAUGUGGCGGAGAUAAUUUAUUCGUGGCGCACCGCCACAGAUAAAUGAAUGUAUGGGAAACACUGACACAUGAGCAAAUGUGGGCGACUGAUCGUCAUCUAACGAGGCGAUAUUCAUGAUGAGCGUGGGCAGUGCCUGAUGUGACGCACACAAAUUUUUUUUUUUUUGCAGAACUACCUCUCUAAAGCAUGAUGUUAUCUGUGCAUAUUCCAUUUUCUUAUAUUCCAUGCCUGUCUCCUGACUCGCUGUCAGCCAGGCAGCAUCUCUCAUGUGCGGCACUUUGUAUUUUUUAGGACCAAAAUCGUAAAAAUGUCUGCUUAGGAAAGAGUCCGACUCAUUGUCAUGGACAGAAUUUUGUAAGUUUUCCAUGACUUUCCAAGGACCCUUUAUGGCAUUUCCAUGACCAUUCAGAAUGUAUCACAUGACCAGAACUGUAAGGUACACUUUUGUUUCUUAACAUGAAAGGUUAUCCACGGAUGAUUACUGUAAAAAAUUUAUUACAUACAACAAAAUUCCAGGACUUUUCCAAAACAUUUUAAGGGUUUUACCAACUCUGCAACUUUUAAAACAAGAUUGCUGAUGCUGUCUAUGACCGCGGCAACCCUGUUAGCAUCAUCAGAUAAUUUCCUCUCAUGUUAUAGUGUAUGAAUGCAGCAAACUCUGAAACACAUGUACUUUAUUUCUUCGUAUAUGCCAACAUAAGCUAAACCAAAGUAAUACACAGAAUAAAAAAAGAUUAAUCUGUUGCGCCUGUGAAACUGUUAUUUUCCGAGGUUGUGCUAAGUUGUCUGGCAUUUCCAAGCAAUUGAUCAACACAUUGCCAAAUUCUUUCCUGAGCUAAGACGUUUAAUGGUGCAACUUGAUUUAGCAAAUCACUGAAUAUCUGGUGCAACCCAAUCAAUUAGACUGAUUAUAAAUCACAGUUAAUAGUGUUACAACAGUGGCUAUGUUUACAUGCACACUAAUAUUCAGCUGUUAUUUCAAAUUUAAACAGCAAUAUUCCAUGUCGAUAUAAAGAAUUAGGGUUUUUAUUUCUGGCCAAAUUCUGGCACAAGUGACAGCCGUUCCACUUUUCCAUAUUUUGGUGUGAUAAACGACUUGUUGUGACACGUUAAUCAGAGUGCGCACGGCUGCAUGUAAAUGUAAAUUUUAGUUUGAUAUUCAUUUUCAUUAGUCGGUAUGUUGUCUUUUUUGGAAAAAGGGCAAAAACUGAAAUAUAUUGUGCAUGUGAACAUAAUCAGUGUGAUUUAAAAGAGGGUGGUGUGUCUGACGUUUAUUAAUUUAUGUUUGAAUAAUAACUGAUUUGAGGUCACCCCGCCUUGUUUCAUGUGUCAGUGUGACUGAAUGUGAGCCCACAGUGAGGGUGUGUGACCGGGUGUGUCCUAAAUUGAAAAAUGAUGAAAUGAUAGACUUCAAACGGCAAUUUUCUGGCACACAUGAUUCUUUAAGAUUAAGAAAUAGCUCAGCUGAAGUUGAAGCGAUCUCCAUGCUGUUGACAUCUACUGUGAACGUGCCUUUGAGCAGGGCACCGAGCUCUCACUAUAGUACUAUGUGUUCAUUGUUGCACUGUUAUGUCCAAUAUUUAAAAAAAAAAAUGUCCAAAAAAGUUUGGAUGUGUUUUUCUGUACCUCUUGCACUUUGAAUCAGUUUAUAAGACUGACCUCUGCUAUGUUAAUGUGUUUAAGCACUGAAUUAAAAUCUGAAGAAAAAAAGCGGAUUAAAUGUUACUGUUUCAGGGAUAUUACGAUGCAGUGCAGUAUUUAGAGUUUUUACAUCAAAGUAUUGUAUGCUUCAAUGUUUAAGUGAACACAGGGUACAAGAGACCGAAUAAACUAUAUUUCUAAAAUAA